UUAUAAAUACGUAAUACCAUUGAGUAUAAUUAUUCAUACUAAAUAUAUAGAUAUAUAGAUAUAUUCAAUGGUAAUACUGACCACUGACCAGUGAACUAUAAAUGCAGAAGAGUAAACAUUAUAGUUGUACCAUUCGCUAUCGUUGUUAACAAGUCCAAACGUUUCCUAUUUUGAUAGUUGAUAGGCAGGUGUAAUAGGUAUUAUAUUUCCUGAUCUUGGCAAUUGUCAUCUUGGUGUCGAUUAUAACAAGAUUUCAAUUUAUUUUAUAGUAAAAUAAUUUUUAAAAUGAUUUUAAGUAACGUCUUAAGAUACUCAAAGAACCUCGGCUCUAAGGUCAAUGGACAUAGGUUACAAAGCACAUUAAUAAUUGCCGAACACGACAAUGAGAAACUUGCAGCCGUAACACGUAAUGCCUUAACAGCUGCAAAGCAACUUGGUGGUGAAGUAUCUGUUCUUGUAGCUGGCACCAAAAUCGGAUCGGUGGUAGAAGAAGUUACCAAAGUAUCUGGUGUGACUAAAGUACUUAAAGCAGAAGGUGAAGAAUUCAAAGGAUUUCUGCCAGAAGUUCUAGCUCCACUAAUAUUAGCUACUCAAAAAAGAAUUAAUGCUACUCAUGUAUUAGCUGGAUCCAGUGCUCAGAGCAAAUCACUUUUACCCAGAGUGGCUGCAUUAUUAGAUGUAUCUCCAGUUACUGAUGUUAUUGACAUUAAAUCUCCUGAUACAUUUGUACGAACCAUUUAUGCAGGAAAUGCUAUAUUGACCUUGAAGUCACUAGAUGCUGUCAAAGUACUCACUGUACGUAGUACCAGUUUUGAAGCUGCUGCCGAUGGGGGCUCUGGUUCUGUUGAAGAUGCAGUACCUGCAGGUAGCUAUGAAAAAGGUUCAGGCUCAGAAUGGAUUAGCCAAGAACUGACUAAAAAUGAUCGACCCGAUUUGGCUUCUGCAAAAAUAGUUGUGUCUGGAGGACGUGGUGUCAAGUCUGCUGAAAAUUUUAAAAUGAUCUAUGAUCUUGCUGACAAAAUGGGAGCAGGUGUUGGAGCUUCUCGAGCAGCUGUAGAUGCCGGUUUUGUUCCAAAUGACAUGCAAAUUGGACAAACAGGAAAAAUUGUUGCUCCGGAAUUAUACUUGGCCAUUGGCAUUUCUGGUGCCAUUCAACAUUUAGCUGGUAUGAAAGAUUCUAAAACAAUUGCUGCCAUAAAUAAAGAUCCCGAUGCACCAAUUUUCCAAGUAUCAGAUUAUGGACUAGUUGCUGAUUUGUUCAAGGCUGUUCCCGAAAUGAUUGAAAAAAUAAAAUAAUAAGAAUUAAAUUUUAUAUUUAUCAUUUUUAUUGGAUAAUAAUGAUUACGUGAGAGAAUAUUUGUGGUUCUAUAUUUUUAUUAGUUUUAAGACCAUUCAUUGUUUUUUAAUAUAUACAUUUAUUUUUUUA
Messenger RNA from Rhopalosiphum maidis (corn leaf aphid), 1426 nucleotides. RefSeq names its product electron transfer flavoprotein subunit alpha, mitochondrial (gene wal). Gene Ontology annotation, molecular function: flavin adenine dinucleotide binding; electron transfer activity. NCBI's taxonomy places the organism in Eukaryota, Metazoa, Arthropoda, Insecta, Hemiptera, Aphididae. Gene Ontology annotation, cellular component: mitochondrion. The record is from RefSeq and is a predicted model, not a curated record. Bases 286 to 1296 code for a protein of 336 amino acids. The transcript is spliced from 6 exons.